AUGGGGAUUUUUCGCUCCGAGACCAUGUGCCGAGGAACCCUCGUCCUGCCGAGCGAAGGCGCGCGCGACUUUCUCGACGCGAUCGGCUCUCGAGUCCAAGUCCAAUUUGUGGACAUGAACGCGCAGUCCCUCAGCCGCCAGUACAAGCGCUACGUGCAGCGCCUGGAGGAGAUGGAGAGAAUUCUUCGCUUUUUGUUUUCGGAGAUCGAGAAGCACACGUCGACAAAGUUGGAAGAUCGCCUGGAUCUCGACGCCUGCGAUAGCGACGACUCGCUCUCGGACUGCGACAUUGAUUUCGCAGCCCCUUCGCGUCCCGCGCUACGCCCGUCGCCGACUCUUUCGGGCGCUCGCGAGACGCGACUCGGCGACAGAGCGCUCGCCGAGGCAGCGCUCGAGGAGGGAGGACACUGGAGAACCUUCUCUCGCCGCGACCGUUCCCAGUCUCGAGAGAGAAGCGAGAGGCGAGAAGGCGAGCUCAGGCACUUUGCCUGCCGGGGGACCGGUGGCGGCUCUGCGUUCCAACUCGACAAAGUGGAAGAAGCUCUGAACAAGCUGUACACGCAGUUUGUUCGCUUCUCCCAAAACAACGAAGACUUGCUCCGACAAAGAAAUGCAGCGAUUGAAGAAACCAGCCUUCUCCUCCUCGCUCGGCACCAACUCGCGCUCCCUGUCCACAGCGGCCGAGCAGCGAGACUCUCAGCUGCAGGGAUUCUCGACGGAUCUGCCCUCACCUCCGACCUUCGUCGGCCUUCCUCGCCGCUCUUCGAAUCCACGGCCAGCCUGUCUCUCCUCGAGGCCGGGACAUCGGGCCUCUCAGGACGCACCGAGGCUGGAGCCCUAGGCGGUCGCGGCGCCUCGCCCCACGUCCCCCAGCGCCUCGACGGCUUCGGCGAAGAACUGGGUUCCGAGUUUCGGUCCAUGGCCUUCUCCUCCGUCGCCGGUGUCAUCAACAGCUGCGACCAGGAGAAGUUCGCACGCGCCCUUUUCCGGUCGAUGAGGGGUAACGCGUACACAUACUUCCAACCUGCCGAUCUGCGUGACUUCCCCCCGGACUACGCAACGACGCUCAAGUCGAAGUCUCUCUUUGUCACCUACUACCAAGGAGGGCGUUCGCCUUCGUCCGCCGCGUACGAGAAAGUUAUACGUCUGUGCGCAGCCUUCAACGCGCGAUGCUACGCGUGGCCUUCGUCCUACGAAGAAGCUGAGAAGCGGUUCGUUGACGUCUCGACCCUCCUAGCAGACAAGGAGAAGGCUCUCCAAGCUUACGAGCAGUACUUCCUCUCGGAGAUCUCGAUCCUCCUCGAGCCUGUCGACAUGAGUUCCGAGUUGGGGAGGCGGGGACCGCGCAGGCCGCUCAUCGAGGAGUGGCGGAGAUUCUGCGUGAAAGAAAAGGCGAUCUACGCGACACUCAAUUUCUUCGAGGCGAGCGACGUGACCAUUCGCGCCGACUGCUGGUUCCCCGCUCAAGACGAAGCGAAGCUGCGCGUUGUCCUUGCGGAGCAAAGCAACAAAAGCCACGCCUCGGCGUUCCUACUUCUCCACCCUCCCGCGUCUUCUCCGUCGCCGCCGACCUUCUUUCGGCUGCCACCGUUUCUCACCCCGUUCCAACAGCUCGUGGACACGUACGGCGUGCCGAGAUACAAAGAGGCGAACCCCGCAGUGUUUGCAUGCGUUUUCUUCCCCUUUUUGUUCGGCGUCAUGUACGGCGAUGUAGGCCACGGCUUGAUUCUCGUCCUCAUUGCCGCGGGGCUUUUCUACAUCAAAGCGAACAACCGCGUACUGCGAAUGAAAGGCGAAAUGAUAGACAUGCUCCUGGAAGGAAGACACCUCAUCCUUCUGCUCGGCGUGUUUGCGACGUACGCGGGAAUUAUCUACAACGAUGUGCUUUCUCUGGGCGUCGAUCUCUUCGGCUCUCGAUGGCAAGUCGCCUCGCCGACCUUCGACGACGGCCGGAGUGACAUCGCCUUUCCUGCGGCCUCGUCGCCCGCUGGGCCGGCGACUUUCCACGAACGCGACGGGGAGAAACUGGAACCGAUGACAGAGGGUUUCCCGUACCCCGUCGGAUUCGAUCCGGCCUGGAAAGGCGCUGUAAACGAGCUUCUCCUCUUCAACUCCUUCAAAAUGAAAUUCUCCGUCAUUGUCGCCUUCUUCCAGAUGCUUUUGGGAAUCGUACUGAAGGCGCUGAAUGCGCUCUACUUUCGUCAGUUUCUGGAUUUUUUCUUCGAGGCGCUUCCCCAGCUCUUCCUCUUUGUCGCUCUAAUAGGCUACAUGACCUUCCUCAUUCUCUUCAAGUGGCUGACGCCUGUGGAUGCCUACGCGAAACCUUCCCUCAUCAACGUUCUCAUCGACAUGCACAUGGGCGGUGCGCAGCCCGACCCUUCGCUCAUCAUGUUUGACGGCCAAGCCGAAAUCCAACAAGUUUUGCGACUCGUGGUCGUGCUGUGCAUUCCGGUGAUGCUGCUGGCGAAACCGCUGUGGCAGCUGUACAGACAGAAGCGGGCGUCUCCGACUGCGCGUGCGCUGCAGAGCUCCUCGAGCUUCGCGUACCAAAUGCAUCGCCCGGGAGGGAGUCGUCCGGCGUCUCCGGGGGAUGCGCCUCUCGCAUCUCCCUUUGAGGAGGAGCGUGAGAGCCUCGUCGUUGUCUCUUCUCGUGCGCUUCCUGGUGGCAGAGGAAGGUCAGCGGAGCGAAGUCUUGAGAACGGCGAGGCCGUGACGAGCUCGCCGCCUCUAUCCUUCUCCGUCUCUCAGGCGCCGCGUCCAGUUCGAAGUGCGAGGAGGGAAAGACGUCGUGAGGAAGGCCUGGAUUUCGACGACGACCGCGAGUCGGUCGCGAGCGGGACCGACGCGGAAGAGCAAAUCAGCGAAGUUUUCAUCCAUCAGAUGAUUGAAACCAUCGAGUUUGUCCUCGGGACCAUUUCCAACACGGCCAGCUACCUCAGGCUCUGGGCACUUUCUCUUGCGCACCAGCAACUCGCCCUCGUCUUCUUCGAGAAGACCAUCGGCCUCGCUCUCCAACCCGGGACGAAUGGAUUCGAAAUGACAGUUAAAUUUGUGCUUCUUUUCCCCGUCUUCGCACUAAUCACCUUCUUCGUCAUGGUCGGAAUGGACAGCCUCGAGUGUUUCCUCCACGCCUUGCGUCUCCAGUGGGUCGAGUUCCAAGGCAAGUUCUUCAAGGCAGAUGGCCACGCCUUCGCCCCCCUCAAUUUCAACAAAAUCCUCCGAGAGUCCCGGUCGCAAGGAUCGUGA
Molecule: messenger RNA, 3246 nt
Organism: Neospora caninum
Lineage: Eukaryota; Apicomplexa; Conoidasida; Eucoccidiorida; Sarcocystidae
Product: putative vacuolar proton-translocating ATPase subunit
Exons: 13
Coding region: 1-3246 (1081 amino acids)
Biological process (GO): proton transmembrane transport; vacuolar acidification
Cellular component (GO): proton-transporting V-type ATPase, V0 domain; vacuolar proton-transporting V-type ATPase complex
Molecular function (GO): proton-transporting ATPase activity, rotational mechanism; ATPase binding
Source: RefSeq, a predicted model, not a curated record